AUGAAGUGUCAGAAGGGAAACAAAGUGCCAAUGAUCAAGGACACAUUGCGAAAACUAUACAUGCGCACGCACCCUGAUCUGUUUGGACGGUAUCCGGAGCAACAGCGUGCAAACGAGGAGUCGUACAAGGAGCUGCUGGGCAUCUUGGACGCCAUUGAGAAACAUAAUGUGUUCCCUCCAGCCAAGACGUUGGUACUGCCGUUCUUUCUGAAGACACCAGUAGAAGGUGAGUUCAAGGAGGUGGAUCUGCAGCUGCGCACGACUGGCGGCGCUUGCAACACGUUGGUGGAAGAGGCUUUGGGUCGGUUUUUCGACGAGUGUGGUCUUCCACAAGCAUUCCAAUGGGGCGAAGGAAGUUGGGGCAAAAGUGUGGGUAAAGACGCAGAAGAAAACCCGAAUCUGGGCUUCGACAAAGACGAAGACGAGUUGGCCACAACAAGCGAAGAACAGCUUUUUCAGUCGGCACCUGCUUACAAUCCUGUAGAUCGACGCGCACCUGAUGAUCACUCUGUUGAGAAGAUGCUUACAGAGUUGGACGAUACUCUUCAGCUUAUUGCAGCAAUGCCUUACCUUGAUGAGGAGGAAGAGCAGCAACGUGCCAUUAAGAUGCAUUUUGAGCAGGGCAAAGGCUUGGACGACCUCGAGGUUCAGGGCUACACGAUUAAGGCAGGCGUGCUGAUGAUGUGGCAGGGUGAACGGGAUCUAAACACGCUGGUCAAGAGCGUGGAUGCCGACUCAGCUCUUAUUCUGCAACGAGUCCUCAUGCACACACUCGACAUUGAAAAUAAACUGAAUGAGUUUAUCGUCAACGAAGGCGCUGACGAUGAAGAGGAUGCCACUGAUGUGCAGAGCAAAUAG
Molecule: messenger RNA, 858 nt
Organism: Peronospora farinosa
Lineage: Eukaryota; Oomycota; Peronosporomycetes; Peronosporales; Peronosporaceae
Source: the annotation of a GenBank genome assembly